Molecule: messenger RNA, 948 nt
Organism: Amphimedon queenslandica
Lineage: Eukaryota; Metazoa; Porifera; Demospongiae; Haplosclerida; Niphatidae
Product: TNFAIP3-interacting protein 1-like
Exons: 5
Coding region: 1-948 (315 amino acids)
Source: RefSeq, a predicted model, not a curated record
AUGCAUUUAAGGGAAAUUAAAAUUGACUUGAAUGACUUGGUGGCGUUGGUGCAUUAUCAUUAUGAAAUGCUUAUUGUUCUAUCGAUCCUCCUUGGUUUUACUAUUUCUCUUCUCCUUUGGGUUCACCUUAGAUCUGAGACUAAGGUUCCUCAAGAGUGGUUCACUAACGCUCUUGCAAAAAGUGAGACCCAGAAAAGAAUCAAACAGUUGACUAAGUCUUGGAAUAAGUUUCAGAAAAAAAUCCAACAGCUGGCUAAGGCUCAGAAUAAGGCUCAGAAAAAAAUUAAACAGUUGACAAAGGUUCGGAAUAAGGCUCAGAAAAGAAUCAAUCAGUUGACUAAGGCUCGAAAUAAGGCUCAUAGAAAACUUAAACAGUUAACUAAGGCUCGGAACAAGGCUCAGAAAAAAAUCAAACAGUUGACUAAGGCUCUUACAGAAAAUCAGAAGGCCAAUCAAGAAAAUCAGAAAGAAAUUGAACGGUUGAAUAAGGCCCUUACAGAAAAUCAUAAGGCUUAUAAUGAAAGUUGGGAAAUAAUUGAACAGUUAAAUGAUGCCAAGACUAUUGCCUUAAAGGAAGAACUACAAGAUGAAAGAAAAUCUCAUGCGUCAGAAAAACGCAAAGCCAUCUUACUUACAGAGCAGCUUCGUUAUGCUAAAUCUUGCUAUGAAGGACAUCUUCAAGAACAAACUGAAGAAAAGGAAAAAAUGAAAAAGGAAAUUCAAUUGUUAAAAGAAACCAUUAAUGCUUUGGAACAAGAAGUUGAACCGCAACCAAAGAAAUGUAUUCAACUUCAAGAUGCUGAGGUACAAGAAAACGAUGUGAUCAAUAACGAACCAUAUGCAUACCAGGAUACUUACUCUUAUGACUAUUCAGUAACAGAUUUUGAUAGCAGGAUUCCAUAUGACAGCAACAAUAAUGAUUAUAGUCUUGAUAACGUAGUUACCUAA